Molecule: messenger RNA, 936 nt
Organism: Rotaria sp. Silwood2
Lineage: Eukaryota; Metazoa; Rotifera; Eurotatoria; Philodinida; Philodinidae
Source: the annotation of a GenBank genome assembly
AUGAUUCCAACACGUAUUCGAAACAUUAUCGAUUGGGGUAUGUGGAAAGUUUAUGGACAAGUUGAAAUUCUAGAUCAAAAAACAGUCGAUGAUAUUACGCUAAACGCUGAUAAUGAUGCCUAUGGACAUAUGACAUUCAUUUUAACAAUCAUUUUUGUUUGCAUUGCAAAUCUUCUUCUUUUAAAUGUUCUUGUUGCUUUGUUCAAUAAAUCAUUCGACAAUAUGAAAGAUAAAGCGAACAAUAGUUAUGCCUAUCAACGAUUUCUUCUUGUCAAUGAGUAUUCAAGAAAAAUUGCAUGUAUUCCACCAUUGAAUCUUUUGCAAUAUUUGUCACUAAUUUUACAACGUGUUCUUGCUGGUUUUCAAAAUAAGGCAAAUGCUAUCAUAUAUGGUCCACUUGUCAUUAAUAAUAAAUUAUGUUGGACUAUUCAUAAUAUGAUUUCGUUCAAUAGUAAGGAUCAAGUUAAAUUAGAUGGCAUUAUUAACAAAGUUUCAAUUCAUUUUUCAACUGCACCAACAGUUUCAAAACCUGAAAUAUGCCUAUUUGUAAUGAAAGCUGGAAUAAUACCAAAUGAAUUCGAUAUCGUUGAAUAUAAACCAUUAGAAGGAAUAAUGCAAAAAACUGGCAUACAAACAUUUACUGAUCUUAAUAUGCCAAUUGAUAAAGGCCAAUAUCUGGGUAUUCGCUUUUCAUUCGAAGCUGGAAGUCCAAUUAUUUUAGAAGGAGAUCAAUAUUGUAGUUAUUUUGAUUUAAGACCUCAUUUAGCUACAAAGAUUCCAUUUACAAUUUGUAAAAAUAGACGAAUUGCAAUGAAUUUUCAAGUUCUACCAAGAGAAUGCGAUAGUAGCUCCAAUCUAUUACAGUGUUAUCGAUACAAUUAUUUUUCUACGAUCAAUGAAUACCAAGUUCUUGAUCCAUAUGGUAAAGAAAACUAA